CUUCGCUCAGUUUGGCGUGCUCGUUAUUUCGCUCGCUUUUGUGAUUCAGGGCUUCACUUCCUCCGCGACAUCGCACGCCUUCUGCUUUCCUCUCCCUCUCCAAACCACCACGAAGCAGGGUUAAAUUGGCUGUGCCGCUUUCCUUCCUUCUGAGCAGUCUCGAAGCCCGGGGCUGUGUGAAAGGCAGACGAAGCGACUGCGGUCUCUGAGGCAGCUCUCUGCUUCCAGAGCUUCUGGUCUGAAGGCCCGGUCUUAACAUUGAGGAUUUCACUGGAAUAUUAUUUGGGAAACGUAUCAUGGAAGUUCUUCGCCCACAGCUUAUAAAAAUUGGCGGACGGAUUUACAGGAAGAAUCCCAUCCAAGAACAGACUUAUCAACAUGAAGAAGAUGAUGAAGACUUCUAUCAAGGCUUCAUGGAAUGUGCAGAAGAGCCCUGUGAUGCCUACGAGGUGGUGCAGACCCAGCAAGGUUUCCGGUGUACUGUGAAGGCCCCCAGCCUGCUCUACAAGCAUAUAGUUGGAAAGAGAGGGGACACUAGGAAGAAACUAGAAGUGGAGACCAAAACUUCUAUUAGCAUUCCUAAGCCUGGACAAGAAGGAGAAAUUGUAAUCACUGGCCAGCAUCGAAGUGGAGUAAUUUCAGCCCGAACUCGGAUUGAUGUUCUUUUGCUCACUUUUAGAAGAAAGCAGCCCUUCACUCACUUCCUUGCCUUUUUCCUCAAUGAAGUUGAGGUUCAGGAGCGAUUCCUGAAAUUCCAGGAAGAGGUACUAGAGAAAUGCUCCAUGGAUCACGGGGUUGAUGGCACCAUUUUCCAGAAUCCCAAAAAGCUUCACCUAACUAUUGGGAUGUUGGUGCUUUUGAGUGAGCAAGAGAUCCAGCAGACAUGUGAGAUGCUACAGCAGUGUAAAGAGGAAUUCAUUGACAACAUUUGUGGGGGCAAACCCCUGGAAGUAGAGAUGGCAGGGAUAGAAUACAUGAAUGAUGAUCCUGGCAUGGUAGAUGUUCUUUAUGCCAAAGUCCAUAUGAAGGAUGGCUCCAACAGGCUGCAGGAAUUAGUUGAUCGAGUACUGGAACGUUUUCAGGCAUCUGGACUAAUAGUGAAAGAGUGGAAUAGUGUGAAACUCCAUGCUACAGUCAUGAAUACUCUAUUCAGGAAAGACCCCAAUGCUGAAGGCAGGUACAAUCUCUACACAGCGGAUGGCAAAUAUUUCUUCAAGGAAAGAGAAUCAUUUGAUGGCCGAAACGUUUUAAAGCUAUUUGAGAACUUCUACUUUGGUACCCUAAAGCUCAAUUCAAUUCACAUCUCUCAGAGGUUCACAGUUGACAGCUUUGGAAACUACGCCUCCUGUGGACAAAUUGACUUCUCCUGAGGUGGCUCUUGGGAAACACUAAAUAUUGAACGUCGCACACAGUGCUGAGGAAACGUAUCUUCAUCUUAAUUGCCAAGGAGGGAUAUGGAAGUUUGGAUGGUGACUUUCCUGGUGGUUCCCCAUGGACACCAUUGUCUCUGAAGGUUGUCUACAGUCAUCACACUGUCAGCCAAGAUGGUUGAGGGCACAGAGAGGACUUGUGCCUGUAACCCUUGGCUUGUUCAUCUUUCACAGGGUUUACCUUUCUUUCCAAAGCUCUUCUCUGGAAAUGUACCUCUGAAGCCUAUUGGAGCUCAGAUUCACAUUAUCUCUUAUAUACCUACUGUUUUUGCCACAACCGUUAAAUUUGUGUUAAUACUUUAAAAGAGAGUUAAAGUUAUGUUGUCGUAUUAAUCUUGCCACCUACCAAAUAGCUACAAUUUCUAAAAGGUUUGUAUUUUUCCUUUCCCCUUGUACCCUAACUUUUAAUCACUACCCAGAAUUUCUUUUUUAUUGUAAAAAACACACAACAUAAAAUUUACCAUCUUAACCAUUUUUAAGUAUAUAGUUCAGUAGUGUUCAGUAUAUUCAGAUAUUGUGGAAUAUCUCCAGAACUUUUUCAUCUUGCAAUUCUGAAACUCGAUACCCAUUAAAUAAUUCCCAUUUUGCCUUCUCCCAAGCCCCUGGUAACCACCAUCCUACUUUCUUGUUUCUAUGAAUUUGACUACUUUAUAUAUCUCAUAUAAGUGGAGUCAUACAGUAUUUGUCUUUUGUGAGUGGCUUAUUCCAUUUAGCAUAAUGUCCUCAAGGUUCAUCCAUGUUGUAGCAUGUGACAGGAUUUCCUUCCUUUUUAAGGCUGAAUAAUAUUCCAUUGUAUGUAUAUACCACAUUUUGUUUAUCCAGUUAUCCAUCAAUCCAUUUGGGUUCCUUCCACCUUUUGGCUGUUGUGAAUAGCACUUUAUGAAUGUGGGUGUAGAAAUCUCUCUUCAAGACCCUGCUUUCAGUUCCUUUACUACUAAGAAUUUUAUCUUUAGCAAAGUAAGUCUUUUAAGUCUUUACCUUUUGCCUUGAUCUGCCCUUUUUCUUCUGAAGUUGGUACCUCUCUCUGUUAAGAUUCCUGUUCCUUCACCCUACCCUAACCCUGGCCUUCCCAGGCCACUGAAGGAGUUGCAGUUUGUAGCUCUUUUCCGUUUACUUCUCAGCAGCAGCAGCAAGAGAAACAGUGAUAUCAGCAGGACUGUGCAGAGUUCCCUGGGAGAGUGUCAGCCGCAGAAGGUGCACCUUCCUUGCCGCAGACUCGCAGUGGGAGAGAGCUCCCAGCAUGGCUUUGCCCCACCCCUCAGUCCUGCCACGUGCUCAGCCGGGGAGCUCAAGCCUGCUGUCGCCUCUCUUGUCCCCCUCCUCACAUCUUUUCUCCUUCCGAGUCCUCUCUUUCUCUUUUCUUCAUUCCUUAUUCUUACCUUGAUUCUUACUUUCUGUUUGAGAAGUUUGAUUCUGAACCCCAUGUAUUAAGGUCACUACAUAGUGAGGGCUGUGUAUAAACACUCAGAUUUGGUUUUUUUUUUUAAAGAUUUUAUUUUUCCUUUUUCUCCCCAAAGCCCCCUGGUACAUAGUUGUGUAUUUUUAGUUGUGGAUCCUUCUAGUUGUGGCAUGUGGGAUGCUACCUCAGCAUGGCCUGAUGAGCAGUGCCAUGCCCGCAUCCAGGAUCUGAACCUGCGAAACCCUGGGCCUCCGAAGCAGAGUGCAAGAACUUAACCACUCAGCCACGGGGCCAGCCCCAAGAUUUGUUUAUCAAUGUGACUACACAGAUCAUUUGAGAAUAAAUGAAUUUCCAAAGUAA
This is a messenger RNA of Equus quagga, 3189 nucleotides long. RefSeq names its product activating signal cointegrator 1 complex subunit 1 (gene ASCC1). The transcript has 10 exons. Gene Ontology annotation, cellular component: nucleus. Bases 297 to 1370 code for a protein of 357 amino acids. Gene Ontology annotation, biological process: DNA alkylation repair; regulation of DNA-templated transcription. Lineage: Eukaryota; Metazoa; Chordata; Mammalia; Perissodactyla; Equidae. Gene Ontology annotation, molecular function: RNA binding. The record is from RefSeq and is a predicted model, not a curated record.